AUGGCGUCAGUCAGCAACCUACCGGCCCUUUGGCCAUUCCCGACCUCUCAACAGACAGAGGACCAAGUCGAUAACUCUCUGUCUGUCGUUGACAACCGGACUGGUCUCUCAUACAACAUUCCCAUCAAGCAAAACUCCAUUCAUGCCACAGACUUCCACCAUAUCAAGUCUCCGCACAAUGCAAAGAAUCGUGUCGAGCAAAACAACGCGGGAAUCCGCAUCUUCGAUCCCGGGUUCCAGAACACGGCAUGCAUGGAAUCCGAAAUCACAUAUGUUGAUGGGGAUGCAGGCGAGAUCGCCUACCGGGGCAUUCCCGUCGCCGACUUGUUCCGCUCCGGAAGGCCGUUCGAGCACGUCGCCUUCCUCCUGAUCUUCGGCCAUCUCCCCAGUGACUCGGAGGCGGAGGCGUUCAAUACGUCUAUUGCCACUUCUGAGAUGCCACCUCAGGCUAUAUUCGAUACGAUCAACAACCUACCCCUGGACACACACGCCCCGACAGCCAUUGGUGCCACCCUCGCACUUCACGCGUCUCUACGCCCCGAGAAGAUCCCGGCAUACCGCGGUGAGAACCUCUACAAGGGCAACAUGGCCGCCAUAGAUAAGGAGGUCCCGCAGCAGAUAUUCACCGUCUCUGUCAUCUCAACAGCGAUAUUCUGUCGCCUCCACGGCCGCGAAUUCACGCCACCCAAACCCACUUACUCGUACAUAGAGAACAUGCUACACAUGAUGGGAUUCGUAGAAAAGGAAACCGGUCGGCCGGAUCCUCGAGUUGUCAAGUUGCUGAACAGCACCAUGAUACUCAUGGCAGACCAUGAAAUCACCAACUCCGCCUCGGUCGUCCUCAGCACGGCGUCCACGCUGGCAGACCCUUACUCGUGCUGCGCCGCUGCGACCCUUGCUGGCAUCGGUAUUCUUCACGGCGGUGCCAUCGAGGUCGCGUAUAAGCAGCUCGAAGCUGUGCGCGACUUGAAGGAGGUCCCAAUGUUGAUCGAGGCUGUCAAGGCAGGCAAGAUGCGACUGUCUGGGUAUGGUCACAGGAAGUGGAAGCUCCCGGACCCGCGGUCGGUCCUCUUCCGCGAGCUGAUUACCGAGGCCAUGAAAGACAUGCAGUCCCUAAGGGAGGACCAUCACCUCGCCGUCGCUCUCGAGAUCGACCGCGUCGCAUCCCAGGAUCCCUACUUCCAGUCGCGCCACCUGUGCGCGAACGCAGACCUUUUCCUAAGCUUUGCGUACAAGGCCAUGGGCAUUCCCGUCGACUUCAUCCUGCCCAUGACGCUCCUGAACAGGAACCCGGGAUACGUGGCGCAUUGGCGCGAAGCUAUGGCCGAUCCCAAGCCUCGCAUGUGGCGGCCACUGCAGAUCUAUGUUGGGAAUAUCCCGAAGGAGCAGGGUGAUGACUUGAAGCAGAACCCGGUGGCUCUCAGCAGUCUGUGA
This is a messenger RNA of Diaporthe citri, 1434 nucleotides long. RefSeq lists its product as uncharacterized. Gene Ontology annotation, biological process: carbohydrate metabolic process; tricarboxylic acid cycle. The record is from RefSeq and is a predicted model, not a curated record. Lineage: Eukaryota; Fungi; Ascomycota; Sordariomycetes; Diaporthales; Diaporthaceae. The coding region runs from base 1 to 1434 and encodes 477 amino acids. The transcript is spliced from 6 exons. Gene Ontology annotation, cellular component: mitochondrial matrix.